Messenger RNA from Abrus precatorius (Indian licorice), 3701 nucleotides. RefSeq lists its product as uncharacterized. Gene Ontology annotation, molecular function: RNA polymerase I core promoter sequence-specific DNA binding. Gene Ontology annotation, cellular component: fibrillar center. Bases 1 to 2661 code for a protein of 886 amino acids. Lineage: Eukaryota; Viridiplantae; Streptophyta; Magnoliopsida; Fabales; Fabaceae. Gene Ontology annotation, biological process: transcription by RNA polymerase I. The record is from RefSeq and is a predicted model, not a curated record. The transcript is spliced from 2 exons.
AUGGAAUUCUCAGAAGAAUGGAAAUCCUUCUUCCCAAUAGGAAUAGGAGCAUCCACUGUAUCCCCUCUUCUUCAGUCCCAAUCUCUCCCAGUGGGUCCUCUUCUCUUCACCCCAAACCCUCACUCUCUCACCCCUCUCUUCUCUUCUCCCUCUCUCUUCCCCUCUCUCCCUCUCCAUCUCCCUCCUCACCUCUUACCCUCUCGCUUCGUUCUCUCUUCCCACCCUUCCUCCAUACUUCCCUCCACCGCUUCCUCUGUUGCUUCUCAUUCCCACCACGACCCUGCCACCCACUUCCUCCGCAACCGUCUCCACCUCCUCCAUUACCCACAUUGCCCAAAAGUAGUCGUUCUCUUUCCAACUGGUCCCAACGAUGACAAAAUCGGUUUUUUUAUGCUGGGCGUCAAGGAUUCCCGCUUUCACAUUCAGCUUGACACCAAAGGUGACGUUUUUAUGGCUUCUACUGGCUCUGUACACCGCAUCUUGAGGAUUUCUGUGAACCCAGUUGCUGAUUUUGGUCUCGGAUUGACCUCUGAUCCUUGUCCUCUUAUUGGGUAUUUGUUGGCUUCUACUCUCUAUUCUGUUCAUUGGUUUGCCGUGAAGCACAAUUCCGUUUUGGAGAGGCCCAGUGUGUUUUAUUUGGGUGGUAAAGCGUUUAAGACUUGCCCCGUUGUGCAUACUUCUUGGAGUCCUCAUAUAUUGGAAGAGAGCCUCGUUCUGCUGGAGAAUGGUGACUUGUUCUUGUUUGAUUUGGAGUCUCAGGGUUUCAAAGGGACUAGGUUGAGGGUACCCUGGAAUGAUUCAGAAAACAAGGUGUGGUUGAGUUGUGAGUUUAGUUGGCACCCGAGGAUUUUGAUUGUUGCACGUUCUGAAGCCGUUUUUCUGGUUGAUUUGAGGUUAAGAGAAUGUAGUGUGAGUUGCUUUAUGAAGAUUGAGACUCUGCGAAUGUAUGUUCCAGGUGAAAAUGAGGAGUUUCUUGCUUUGUCAAGGGCUGGUCCUGACAAUUUCUACUUCACUGUGGCUUCUACCAGUCUUUUACUUCUCUGUGAUGUGAGGAAGCCUUUGGUGCCAGUGUUACAGUGGAUGCAUGGUAUUGAAGGACCGUGCUAUAUGACUGUAUUAAGCUUGUCUAUGUUGAGGUCCCACUCGAAGGAAGAUACUUUUAAGUUGGCUUCUGAAUCUGGAUUUUGCAUUAUAUUAGGAUCAUUUUGGAAUUGUGAGUUCAAUAUCUUCUGCUAUGGAUCUGUAUUGCCAUUUCGAAAAGCAUCCCUUGCUUCAAAGCUGUCGAAGAUUAGCACAGGUAUCUGUGCUUGGGAACUUCCCUUUGAGAUUAAUUUAACUGGUCACGAGUGUCGUUGUGGAAGUUGUCUCUUGAGGGAAGAGUUCUCGAAGGAUGCUCUUCCUGAGUGGAUUGAUUGGCAGCUGAAGAAAGAGAUAGUUUUGGGAUUUGGAAUUCUAAGCAAUGACCUUGCUGCCUCACUAUGUGAACCAGAUGAAAAUGGUGGUUUUACACUGAUAAGGCUGAUGUCAUCAGGAAAGUUUGAAUUGCAGAGAUAUUGUGCCUCUUGGGCUCUGGCUAGAAACUUAGAAGAUUGCCAUGAACAAGAGUUAUGUCUGGACAGACAGUUACUGUAUCCCAUGAGUGAUGAGAAAUACAGAUUUCCAAAAUUUUUUCACUACUUAAGAUUGGAUUACCUUCAUGCAUAUGCAAGUGGUAAUCUCACUCUCUUCCUAGUUAGAAAACUUAAAAAGACCCAUAUAGAUGCUCAGGACAAGGAACUUUUUUGUGCAGAAGUGCAUGAGUUACUGUGUGAGAAGUUAAAUGCUUGUGGGUUUGGCCAAUCAAGAUCAUGUCCUGCAGUUACUUCUGUUUUUAAAGAUGUCAAGCUACCGGCAAGCUUACAUGAGGUUGCUUUGAGAAGGUUGUGGGCUGACUUGCCUUUGGAGUUAUUACAGUUGGCAUUUAUGAGUUCUUCUGAAUUUGGUGAAGUUGUUGGAGACCGGGGCCGAAAUAGGGUAGCUUUGGAAUUUUUAGCUGUUCCAGACCUUCCUCAAUUGCCUCCAUUCUUUUUAAGGAAUACUUCACAGCACGGCAAUGAUGACAUUGUGGGUCCAGUUAUACCUUUUCCUGUUCUACUUGUGCUUAAUGGAUUCCGCAAUGGGUACUCAGAUUUGGAAGGUGAAUUUUCAAUAGAAGCAGAGCUUGACCUCAAAUACAAAGAAGUUAUGCGGGUGGCUGAUGAGAUUGCUGUUCCAGCUUAUGGCCCUACACACCUUCAUGAUCAUGCAGUCUCCCUUGCUGAUGAUGGAGACGAAACCUGGGCUGAUUCUUCAAAACCAAAAUCUUUUUUGUUAUAUCGUCCAGUUGCAUUCAACUGCUCUGCUACAGACCUUGUACAGGGAAACUCUGUUUAUAGUGAUACAAUUUUUGAUUCAUUUAUUGUUCGAGUUCCAGAGAAGAAGUCAAAUGAGCAGACUGAAUCUGUCGGACAAGAGAUAUUUGAUGAUCUUUCCCCUGUUCAGUUGAGGUUUGAUGUUCCCGUGAAGAAACUUGAACCUCAGGGUUUAAAAGCAUACAAUCUAUUGAAGAGACAGAUGUCUAAAUGGCAAGAAAAUUUUGAUUCAUAUAAGGAAUUUUGUAUUCAAUCUAGAUUUGAAAAGUAGGUAACAGGUGAUCCCUCCCUAGGCUACCAGAGGUCUGCAUGUUAGACUUUCAUGCCCUAAUGCCAAGUGAUGGAAGUUACACAGAACUGAAGUUUGUAGAAUUAUUGGAUGCUGUGAUUGCCAUGGGAAAGACUACUUUUGAUAGAGUAAGCAUGCAGUCAAUGCUUGCCUACCAAACUGGUAAUCUUUCCCAGGUUGGUGCAAGCCUUGUGGUUGAGCUUGUAGAGGGAAAUUCAGACAUGGCUGGUGAGCUUCAGGGGGAAGCUCUGAUGCACAAAACAUAUGCUGCUCGCCUUAUGGGUGGAGAGGCAUCAGCCCCUGCUGCUGCAACUUCAGUUCUAAGAUUUAUGGUUGAUCUGGCCAAGAUGUGCCCCACUAUCGGAGGUAUUCCAUGCUUUGGACGUCUCUGUGGAGAUAUUUAUAUAUGCAAGCAAGGUGUGAUUGGAGAGACUAUCCGCCCUAUUGGUGGGGUGGAACUUGUCCUUGCUCUUGUUGAAGCAGCAGAAACUAGAGAUAUGCUGCACAUGGCCCUUGCUCUACUUGCCUGUGCACUUCAUCAAAAUCCUCAGAAUCUUAAGGACAUGCAAACAUAUAGGGGCUACCAUCUACUUGCCCUUUUUCUGCGUCGUAGAAUGUCAUUAUUUGACAUGCAAUCUCUUGAGAUCUUCUUUCAAAUUGCUGCUUGUGAAGCUUCUUUUUCUGAACCAAAGAAAUUGGAGACUACUCGGACUACUUUGUCUCCUGUUUCAUCUCUGCAGGAAACAAGUCUUGAGGAUAAUUUUUUCUUGAAGUUUCAUGAUGACAAAUCUUCAGUUGGAUCUCGUGGAGACAUGGAUGAUUUUUCUGUGCAAAAUGUUUAUUUAGUCGCAUUUCAGAGCUGGAAAAUACUGACAUUUCUGCUGAAACUUCAAAUUGCAUUGUCUUGUCAAAUGCAGACAUGGUUGAACAUGUUCUAUUGGAUUGGAUAUUAUGGGUAACUGCCCGAGUUUUAAUCCAGAUAGCUUUUCUCGGAUUUCUUGAAAAUUUAUUGGACAUGUUUU